UUUUCAUUUGUUUUUACAACAUGGUAAUAAAGAAAGUCCUUAGAAUUUAUAAAGCUUCGAAGGAGACCAAUGACCAUGUGUCAUAAUCUGAAUCAAAUGACUUCUUUUACCGAUACCCCGCUAUUACUAAAACCUCAUUUAUACGGACUGAUAAUCAGGGGAAUGAACUGUUUACAAAGACAGCCUUAAAUUUAACCUCGUAAUACGAACAGAGAAACCCUGAGUAAACUUGAUAUAAGAAAUGUCUCAAAGUAAACCUCGUUAUUACUGACAGAGAAAGCCUGGAUGAGCGUGAAGGUGGCGUCAUCUUCAUCAUCAACGUAAUGAUGGAGGCUGUAGACUGAGCUCGCAAUUAAAAAAAAACAUGCUUAGUUUAUAUUUCACAAAAGUAGGAUUCCAUCUCACAAAGUAACGUCUAAAAAGUUAAUCUUCCUUAUUGUGACGUCACUUCAUUUCUAAUUAAAUAUCAGAACAUUUCGCGCGUGCAAAGAAUGUGUUCUCCGCGUCUGCCUCAUGGUUGACCUAAAAUACAGAAAUAAUUCUUCAAAGAUGUAAUAAUCAGAAUCUAGGUAUGUGAAAGUUAAAGGACUUUUGUUCUUAAUGUAUUUUUGGCGUAUUUAACGUCGGUGUAAGGUCAAAACGCCGUGAUGUCAAAGCGGUACGACUACGCCAUGAAGCGUGGCAGAAAGAAGAAAACCCGAAUGGAGGGACUCAACUUUCAAGCUUACAGUGUCCUCAAGAAAGACGAUGAUAUGGAUCAAGCGGGGCGCGCGACCGACAAGGAAAUCCCGCGGACACAAGCUUGGCGCAAUUUGACGGACUCUCCCCUGGGGGGAGAUGUGGAUUCGUCUCUUGCUCUCCACGCCGUACCCUUGGGUGGUGAGAAGGAUAAAUCGCAGAUCGGCGACGAGCUGGGGAGUAUCACGGAUCGUAUUUCCAAAGUACUGAACGAGUAUGAAUCUAUGUACGAUGACGACAAGGAUUCGGCGUUCAAUGCAGUACAGGAAAGUGUUUCAGGACAGCUGACGAUGGAGAAUAUCCUGUCGGGCUAUCACACCUUGUGCCGCGAGAGGGAGGAGCUCCUGGAGUCCUUGCAGGAUUCCUUAGACAUGGAUGAGGAAGAUCUCUUAAACGAGCUGGAAAAAAUGACAAAAGAAAAUGCGAUCUCUAUGGAGGAUUCAGAAAACGUUGUCAAAGCCACAUUUGAGAACGCCAAGAUCACCACUGAGAAACUGAGACAACUCAACAGAGACAUCAUCAACAUGUCCAAGCGAGGACAACCAAGCGAUAAAAUGGAGCAGGAAAAGAAGGAGCUUGAAGAAGAGCUAGACAUGUACAAGCAAAUGGCGGUACAACAACGGGAAGACAUGGACAACAGGCGGCUCAGUGUGACCAGGCAGGACCAGGCUCAGCAGUGGAAGCUGGUUGCCGGGGAAAUGCUGGACAUCGUCAAAGGAAUCAAACUCGAGGGCAAAACAGAUAAAGUCGAGCUAGAACGUGAACUAAACAAGAUCCUCUUGACUCUGAAUAGUCAGAACGAGUACAUCGAGAGCUUGAAAAAGGAAAUCGAUAAGAGUGAAAAGAACGUCAAGAACAUUGAACGCGAGAAAACCCGACUUUACAAUGACAAAAUUCUUGUGGAAGACGAGUUACAGACCAAGCGACUUGAGGUCCAGCAGUGCAAAAAGUACAUCAAGAAGCUUUUACAAGAAAAGAAAGAUGAUAAGAAGAUUCUCUCUACAGAAGAUGGCGUCUUACUUGACCUUGAUGAUGACGAUGACGAAGAGAUGACGACCUUGGCACAAGGCCGUGCCAACAACACGCAUCUACUGCAGGCUCAGAUCAGGGACCAACGAAGCAAAGCGCUGAGAUUUGAGGAGCAAAACAAGGAGCUGCUGAGGCAGCUUGCUGCGUGUCAACAAGGAAACCAGCAAGAAAAGAGCAAAGAGCAAGUUGCCGUGGUAACUGUUGCUAAGGAUGGUGACUGUGAGAGCUGUAAAGAAAUGAGCGCGAGGCUGACAGAGGGUGAGGAGUUGCUUAAACAACUGACGAGCAAAAACGAGAAGCUGUUGGCCGACUUGAACGACAUAGGGGAACAGCUCUUUGACACUAGCAAGCAAAACAAGGAGCUGAUGAGGCAGCUUGCUGCGUGUCAACAAGUGAACCAGCAAGAAAAGGAGAACGCGGCACUGAAGUCCUCUCUGGAGAGAUCUCAGCAAGAUAUGAGACAGACGCAGCCCUCCCCGGCGCCAUCAAGUCCCGAAAGGACGAGUAGUGAGUCGUCGACCGAUUCCAGACCAGCAACACCUGUUUUUAUCGAGGACACACCGGCCAAGAAACCCGGCAAGACUACUACAUCGCGGCCAUUACAAGCGCCAAAGUCACGAGCGCCGAAACCGAGGAAAAAAGAGGCUAAACCUAAAGCUGAGUCAAAACAAAAGACAGCAAAGGAACCGGAGAAGGCUAAGGAGAAGCCUCAGGAGAAUGAAGAGACAAAAAGCAAGCGCCGCGCGGCAUCUUUCAACGAGACCAGGGAAGAGAAAGCCCCGUAUGUCAAGGUUCGCGAGGCAAAGCUGCUCUCGUUGUGCGAUAAGGGAACCCAGACGUGUAACCGUGGUCGACUGGAGGCCAUGAUGUCGGGUGGCCAUCGGAGGGAGUCGGUGGGGUCGUGGAAGGCUGAUGGGAAGAAGAGACAUUCCUUGGCUGACGCCAUCAUGUCUAUCGCCCCGCCCCCUGUCAUAGAACAGGAGACGUCCAAUGCGAUGAGCACUAUACGUGAAGAGGUUGACCGACUCUGUGAGGACAUAUCUGGUUUCGUGGAGUAUAGCUAUGACUUAGUAGAAAAGGAAGCUACGACUCUCCAAACGCAGGCUGAGAAGCAUCUGGGGGAAGAGGUGGCGAACGAAAUUGCUGCUCAGGAGGAGAUUGCAAAGCCUGAUUUAGAAUCAUUGCCCUCAAUAAACGAUCGACGCCAGUCUCUUGGAGGUCACAGUCACAGACGGCGGAGCACCGUGUUGAACCUGGACACGAGACGUGGGACAUUACAUCAAAGAGAGGCACAAUGCUUAUUAUACUUUCAACGAAAGCAAUCUGAGGGAUAUCAUGGACCGGAAGUUGCCUUACCGGAAGUACAAUCAGACCAUGAACACAUAGGAAAGCCUGUGGAGUCUCGAGUGGCCUGGGACGAGAAGAAAGAAGGGUCUGAAAAUGACUGGCGGCCAGAAACCGCGCCUGUCAGUGUCAAUAUAUACCUGGUGAGGGACGAAGUGAAACUACACAUCAAGAAAAUGGCUCAAAGCGCUAUCAACAUUUUGCAGUCAGCUGGCGAGGUAUUCACAACACAGUUAAACAGCAAGGUGGGCGUGUAUGAGAAGUUCUACGACAUGUGGAAACAAAAUCGUCAGGUUCGGCGCCAGUCCAUUUCGAAUCGUGGGCAUGUUCCAGUGGUGGGGAAAUCGCUUCUCCCCACUGUCCAGUCAGUUGAAAGAGUGCCUAAAUCCCACGAGAAGGAGGAAGGAACAGAAGGCAAAGAAGUCGAUUAUGAGGACCCCGGGUCACUCUUUCCUCACAUUAACACGGCCGAAGCAAAAUCCGGCAAAAACAUGGCGAUAUCAACAGCAAUGCUGUCAAACAAAGGUAUCAUGAUGAUUGGCAACAGCGCAGCAGGCCCCGCCCCCGCCACUGCCCCUUCUAGCCAGCAGGGUGGGGGCAAACGGCGAUCCAAACCAUCGUCGUACUCGCGCAAGCAGCAGCUGAUGAGGCAAAAGGACCGAGUCAUGUACGGAGAUGCCCGGAUGCUGGAGCUGAGCAGUAUGCUUGUGGAUCAGGGAAUCAGUAAAAGCCAUUCUACUGUCGGUUUCGCUUAUGGUGGGGCACUAGAAAUGUCUGGCGGGGCUCGCAUGCAAGGCUUCAACCUCCCCUUUAUAGCGCAGGCCAUCGGCCCUGUCCAAUCCAAGGCCCCGGCUACAUCCGGGAGACUUGACGGAACCAAGCCGGCGACUGCCAGACUGAACAUGCACGCGCAGACGGGGGAGAGUGCUCAAAUAGAACAGAGAUCCAGCCACGUGUCUUUUGCACCGGCCACGUGGAAUCAUCGUCAAUCUAUCCCACGGUAUCAUUCGUCAAAUGAAGUGCCGAGCACAAAAAAAGGAACAGCAAUGGCGGCCACUAAACUGCCACUUCUACCCAUCAACACUCUGUUCAAUACCAUGUAAGGGCAUCGAGGACAUGAGGACCUCCUUAUAAGGGCACCAUGACUUCUUUGUAAGGAAACACCAUAUGUAUAAUGCCAUAAACUAAAAAAACCCGAAAGAACUUUAUCUGCGCAUCAAUGUAGUGAAUAUUGGAAUCAUUUGGUCCACUAUGUUUUAAGAGCAUGGCCAAAUUUGUACGUGAUCCUGCCGUAUAUAGAGAUCAGGGAUGUAUUGAGGAUCUUAUAAAUCUAUUAAUCACAAAUGGCAUAUCAAGGAAGCGGCCGUAUCUAUUCAUAAAGUACAUUUUUCUUGAAGAUAUUGAUUGUCUCGUCGAAAAGUGCACAAAAAUGGAAUACCACAUUGUUGUUAUUAUUUCCAGUACAUACCUUGUGGGUGUAAUUUGUGGUUGUAAAUAAACAAAUGUAUAUCUC
Nematostella vectensis (starlet sea anemone) is the source of this 4624-nucleotide messenger RNA. Its product is annotated as neurofilament medium polypeptide. Bases 648 to 4214 code for a protein of 1188 amino acids. NCBI's taxonomy places the organism in Eukaryota, Metazoa, Cnidaria, Anthozoa, Actiniaria, Edwardsiidae. The transcript has 32 exons. The record is from RefSeq and is a predicted model, not a curated record.